Molecule: messenger RNA, 1239 nt
Organism: Fonsecaea erecta
Lineage: Eukaryota; Fungi; Ascomycota; Eurotiomycetes; Chaetothyriales; Herpotrichiellaceae
Exons: 3
Coding region: 1-1239 (412 amino acids)
Molecular function (GO): oxidoreductase activity
Source: RefSeq, a predicted model, not a curated record
AUGGCUUCUAUCGCUGGCAAAGUAUUUGCCCUGACAGGUGCGAGCUCGGGUCUCGGAUUAGCGACAUGCUGCCGGCUUGCCAGGCUCAAAGCCAGAGCCGUCUCCGUUGGCGACGUCAACCCCAGCUUCUUUGACAGCGCGAGGAAGAAGCUACAGGCCAUCAACCCCGAGAUGCAGGUAUCUAUGACAAAAGUCGACGUUACUUCGAGCCUGGAUGUCAACGCCUGGAUCAAGGACACGGUCCACACAUUUGACGGGCUCGACGGAGCCGUGAAUUGCGCGGGAGUCAUCAACAUGUCGGCAAACCAACAGACGCCACUGUUCUUGAACGAAACGGACGAAACAUGGAAUCGCGUGGUGAACGUGAACCUCACGGGGAUCUUGUACAGCAUGAGGGCGCAAGUGACGGCGAUGAUGGCGUUGCCCAAGUCGCCACGCAGCAUCGUCAACAUUGCCAGUGCGGCCAGUCUGUUCCACGAUCCGACCAUUUUGUCAUAUUGUGUGACGAAGCACGCCGUGGCAUGCUUGACGACGACCGUGUCGAAGGAAUUGGGGCCGUUGGGGAUUAGGUUAAAUGCCGUCUCUCCCAGCGCCACGAAGACGGGAAUGGCAUUAUCCUGGUACAAGGACGAAGAAGAAGCCGAGGCAGAUAUGGCGAGGCGUGGAGUGAUAUUGCUUGACCCGGAGAGAGUCGCCGAGACGAUAACGUGGCUGCUGAGCGAGGAUUCGGCAGCAAUCAACGGCAUCAAUAUUCCUGUCGGAGCGAGUGCCUCAUACGACUCAGGAUACUGGACACCGACAACCACAUCAUAUUGGUCGUACUGGACACCUUCGACGACCUAUGUAACGUGCUACACGCAAGAAAACGUCAUCGUCACUGUCACGUCGGUGCUGCCCUGCCCUGUCACCUCGACGAUCGUGUACUGGGAAUGCUGCGACCAAUGCGAAAACAACUGCUACAAUCCCCCGACGUCAUAUCAGCCGACCCCAUGGGUUGGUACCACGACGGUCACUUCGUACACAACCACCACUCCGGCGGCUCAGGCGGUGCAGACAAUUACCAGUAACGGAUUGGUGAUUGUGAUGGUGGACUCAACUGCGGUAUCUCAAACGGCGACACCCAGUGUCGUCUACGAAGUUAGCAGUGAAGCAGGGCCGCUGCAAGAAGGCGUUCUAUCGAUAUUUUUGCCGAUGGGAAUAUUUUUGGCAGCCAUUGCGACGAUCAUGAUAAUGUUAUAA